This is a messenger RNA of Anthostomella pinea, 1140 nucleotides long. The record is from the annotation of a GenBank genome assembly. Lineage: Eukaryota; Fungi; Ascomycota; Sordariomycetes; Xylariales; Xylariaceae.
AUGUCUUUACACGCGGAGAGCCAGCAGCCCAUGAUCGUCACAGCAGUAGCUGUGACCCUCCCAAUCACCGUCGCCAGUUUCGUGCUUCGGCUGUUAUGUCGCAAACUCACCAAGCAUACGCACUGGCUGUCAGAUGCAUUUGCGCUCGUUGCCUUUGUGAGUCUGCUGGGCAGUUCCGAGUCCUGGGUGCGCGGGAUUAAUGAGCAAUGGCCCUUCAGUUGUUUUGCAUCGGCCUCAAUACGUCCAAGCUCAUCUACCACAUGGCAGGCUAUGCUUGAUUAUGUGUGCAAAUGGUCCCUGAUAGCCGACGUGGUUAACAUCGGGUUUGCUCUAGCCUUAAGAACCGACGGCCUCGGGCAACACAUCUACGAUCUCGAUCUUCCAGUCGACGAGGCAGUGUAUAGAACGCAAGUCCCGUACAUGGUUGCUCGCUUCGUCUAUAUCGGGUCAAUAUAUUUCUCGCAGAUGGCCCUCCUCUGUCUUUACCGACGGGUAUUCGGAGUCAAUGCAGCAUUCAACAUCUGCAUAUACCUCAUGAUGGCCUACUCGACCGCGUGGUUCCUGGCGAUCUUCUUCGCCAACCUCCUCCAGUGCUAUCCGGUCCAGAAGGCGUGGAACUCACAGAUCCCCGGCCACUGUAGCCAAAACCAAUACGCCCUGUUCUUCACCAUGAUACUGGGGCAUACCGUAUUAGACGUCGCCAUGGUCGUAGCGCCCAUCUCCAAGAUCCGGCAUUUGAGCCUCCGGCGCGCCCACAAGAUCGGGUUGACUCUGCUUUUCGCCUGCGGAGUGCUUGUCUGCGCGUGUUCCGUUCCGGCCAUGGUCGCAAACAUCACGACUAAGGACCCGAAGGACGUCACUUGGAAUGUCGGGAAGACAACGUUCUGGACGGUAAUAGAAGUGAAUCUCGGUCUCGUGACGGCCAACAUGCCUAUGACACGUGCAGGCUUUCAGGAGAUAUCAAACCAUAUUCCAUGGAUCUCCAGUAAUCCAGCGUCCAACUCCUCGGCGCAUGAGCUAGCAGCUCCCAGCCAAGAGGCAAGCUUGCGAACACUAUCGCUGAAACCCAAGUCAGAAGCUUCGUCGCAGUCUGUACGUCGGCUCGUGUCUCCAUCCGCGGAUGAUCUACCAGACUUGUAG